GAAAAAGUAGAAGAAAAAAAGUGUGCUAGAAUCAAGCGGUAUGGACACCCCACCGUAAUAGCUAGCGAAUAAAAAUGUAAUUAAUAAAUAUAUAUACAUAACGUUAUUUAGAUAAAUCAUGUCUGGAAAAAGAUUCGUAAAUUUUACCGGAGUAAAACCGGGACCCAGAGACGUCCAUAUGAUGCCAGUAAUGGAUUUUGUAACAUUACAGACCCGUGGGCUCAACAUUGGAUUUCUUGGUUAUGACUUCGCAAACCAUGAAUAUUCCCAGGGUGAUGAUGACGAUGAUGAAGAUUAUGAUUUUGAGGACCAGCGAGGCCCAAAGCCAUACUGUGGAUUUUCCAAAAACUUCUUAAGUAACUCAAGCGCUUCAUACCAAAUGCCUCGCUGUUACAAUCCACCACCUGAACCAAAACCAUCUCCAGUAAAUUAUGCUGAGAGAGCUGCAAAGUUAAUAGAAGAGGAGCAGAAGAGCAAAGAGAAGGCUGAGAAGAAGCGGAUUAAGAAAUUAAAACAGAAAGAAAGAAAACGUCUUGAGAAGUUGAAGAAAGAACAAAUUAACCCAACUAAGGAUGUAGCGGUAAUGCUGCAGGUGAAUAGUGACUUUUCGCAGCCCAGUGCAGAGGAGAGUAAAGCCGUAAAUAACGAGUGUAACAGGACGAGUGACUGCCUGGACGGGGCUCAAGCCCUCAGAACGCAGGACUCGUCUGAUACAGACAGCGGUGGAGGGGCCAGUGAAGAGGACGUUCAAGAGGCAAGCAUCUGUAGUGACUCUGAGGAACUUGAUAUGACCAGCAGCUUUUUUUCCAAGGCUGCUGAUAAAGCAAAGUGUAAACUUCAACAGAAGAUUAGACCGGAAUGGAAGGAGAAAAAAACAAGUCCAACUAAUAAACAAAAGGGGAAGCCUACUGAAGUACACCAGGAUGUGCAACAGGCUUCUCCUCCUAUAAACAACGUGGAAAAUAUAAUUAAACGGAGUGCAGAGCUGGCAGUCAAGGCUAAUGAAUUUGCUGCCAUUGGACGUUAUGAUGUGGCUGUGGAAUAUUUCACGGCUGCAAUUAAGUGCAACCCCAGAGAGUUCAGGCUGUUUUGCAACCGGGCCUUCUGCUAUGAGAAGCAGCAGGACUUUGGGAAGGCCCUCGCGGACGCCGAGCUCGCCCUCAGCAUGAGUCCCCGCUGGAUGAAAGGGCUGUUCCGGAAGGCCAGAGCUCUUGCCGGACUGAAGAGAUACGAGGAGGCCGUCAAGGCGCUGAAGGCCGUGUUGGAGCAGGACCCGUCCAGUGUGGACGCUGCCAAGGAGCUCAUGACGAUUCAGAUUACCCAGCUCAUGGAAUUGGGCUUUUCCCGGGAGCAGAGCUCCAACGCCUUAAUCAUUCAUGGGACAGUGGAAGAGUCUCUCAAGGCCCUGUCCAAAAUAUCUGGGAGCCUAAAUAACAUCAGCUACCCGACUAUUAGCGUGGCGCAGCGGGCCGAACCGGGUCGCAUCCACAGCGACUCUGGUGUGGCCGUGCUCGCCUCAACUCCUCCGAGACCUCUUCAGGCCCAGCAGAGAUUUAACCACAACCCCAAGCCCAACCACCAAGCAAUGGCCGUGUCCAAUAACCGUCCAGCGGAAGUGAAAUUAUAUCCUGUUUGGGUUGGAAACCUGGUCCCUACUAUAACUGAGGCCGUGUUAAAAGAGCUGUUCAAGGGAGCCGGACACAUUCAUAGUAUGAAGCUGCUCCGGCCCAAACGCUGUGCCUUCGUCAACUACGUCGACCCCGACUGUUGUGAGAACGCCAUCAGUUUACACGGGAGGGAGGUGGACGGGGUCCGGAUCUCGGUGCGUUACCCAGACAGGAUCCCAGGCCACCUGGGCAUAGCCAAAGACGCCCACAAAGCCGAGGACCUCCCUGUCGUCUCAUCAACCAAGAAGGAGUGCUUCUUCUGGAGGAACCUGGGCUGUAACCGGGGCCCCAGCUGUCCCUACCGGCAUGUUCUGGAACACCACGGCAUAGACCGAAGGGAAGGGAAGACCGCCGCCCAUUGAGCCUCCACUGGCUCACUGCUCGUGGAAGGAUUCCUCAACACUGCUGAACUAAUCAUUCAGGAGUUGAUGUUCUAUGAUUCUAAGCAGUGUUUACAAAACUUGAUGAUGGUUCAUUUUGGAUAAUUUUUAUUUUAUUUAUACAUGGUAAGAUUUUAGGUCGAGCAGCGAUUGUUAGAAACAGGAAAGUGGUUUCACUUCUUACCUGCCCUGUCUACAAGACAUUUUAACCCAAAGACCAAUAGAUUUGUCAUGUUUUAAAUUACUUGUAUGGCUGAUGGGAUUUUAUGCAGCUUACUAAUGAACCUAAUCAAUGUCAUAGCUUAACUAGCAAUUUAAAGGGUUUGGAAAAAAAAAAGCCAAAUAAGAUAAUGUGCACCACCUGAUGUCUUAAUUAGUGUGACACACUGAAAAAUGUUAUCUCCUGUAAAUGUCAGUGACAUUUGUCAUAUCUGUACUUAAUGGUCCAUAUGUGUGACAGUAUUUAGUAAUUUGAAAUGUUUUUAGGUUUAGCUUUAACGAAUCAGUGCACCUCAGUCUCAGUUAUGGUGAAAAUGUGUGCCUCUCGAAGAUUUCCUUGUAAUGUAUUUUUAUCAAGGUACUCCAAACAGGUCAACGGUCAAAUUGUUUCAAUCAACGCCACUCUCACAGGCAAAUCUUAAGAUGAAAGACAUAUUUAUGAAUAAAGAUUUCACACAUU
Messenger RNA from Esox lucius (northern pike), 2726 nucleotides. RefSeq lists its product as uncharacterized. NCBI's taxonomy places the organism in Eukaryota, Metazoa, Chordata, Actinopteri, Esociformes, Esocidae. The record is from RefSeq and is a predicted model, not a curated record. The transcript has 18 exons. Bases 119 to 2029 code for a protein of 636 amino acids. Gene Ontology annotation, molecular function: metal ion binding; protein binding; RNA binding.